This is a messenger RNA of Colletotrichum abscissum, 810 nucleotides long. RefSeq names its product SH3 domain-containing protein. Gene Ontology annotation, biological process: protein transport to vacuole involved in ubiquitin-dependent protein catabolic process via the multivesicular body sorting pathway. Gene Ontology annotation, cellular component: ESCRT-0 complex. The record is from RefSeq and is a predicted model, not a curated record. The transcript is spliced from 2 exons. The coding region runs from base 1 to 810 and encodes 269 amino acids. Gene Ontology annotation, molecular function: protein binding. Lineage: Eukaryota; Fungi; Ascomycota; Sordariomycetes; Glomerellales; Glomerellaceae.
AUGGACAGGCAAACCAUCAUCGAGACCAACCGGUCGCUGCGCACCAUCAAGAACGAACUCGAGAACCUCCUCGAAAAGGGCGUCAUCUCCGAAGAUGCCUACGACAGCAUGCACGCCACCCUCCCCGCCGAGACCCCCCUCCACGGCGCCGCAUCCCGCGCCGCGCCCGCCGCCGCCGCUACCCCCGUCCAGCACAACAACCCAACCUCCCCGCCGGGCCCGACCGCCGCCAUGGCCGCCCUGAACGUCAACCCCUCCGCCUCCCCGGCGCCCCCCUCCUACAACCAGACCGGUCCCCCCUCCCUCCCCGCCCGCACAAACGAGAAGCCCGUCCUGGCGCACGCCCGCGCGCUGUACCGCUACGCCGGCGCCGACGCCCGCGACGUGGCCUUUGAAAGGGACGACCGCAUCGCCAUCCACGAGUACAUGAACGCCGACUGGUGGAUGGGCCGGAACCUCCGCACCGGCCAGGAGGGCAUCUUCCCCAAGACGUACGUCCUCGUCGAGCAGGACAUGGCCAAGGGGGCCUUCGCUCCCGUCCCGGCUCCCGCUCAACCUCAGUACGCGGCCCAGCAGCCGCAGUGGGCUCCUCAGCCGCAGUACGCCCAGCCUCAGGGCCCGCCGCCCCAGCAGAACCCGUAUAACGCCGACGCGCCGCCUCAGGCUGUCGCGGACCAGAGCACGGGUGGUAAGGAGGGCGGCGGCAAGGGGGCCGAGAUGGGCAAGAAGUUUGGAAAGAAGCUUGGCAACGCUGCUAUCUUUGGUGCUGGUGCUACCAUUGGUUCCAACAUUGUCAACAGCAUCUUCUAA